AUGGCUGCUCCUCCACAAACACAAGUGGUUGUUGCACCACCACCUUUCCCGUAUACAUUGAGUUCCUCUGACAAUCCAGGAGCUUUGAUAUCUUCUGUGAUUCUACAAGAAGAUAAUUAUUCUGAAUGGGCUACUGAGCUACGCAACUCGUUGCAAGCUAAACACAAGCUAGGUUUUAUCGAUGGAUCUAUUCCCAAACCUACCGCUGACCCCAACUUAAGCUUGUGGCGUGCUGCGAACUCUAUGAUCGUGGGCUGGAUUCGAACUUCCAUUGACCCUAAACUUCGAUCCACCAUUUCCUUCAUUGCUGAGGCAUCGACGUUGUGGGAAAGCCUUCGGUCACGGUUCUCAGUUAGCAAUGGUGUGCGUAAACAAGUUCUUAAGGACGAGAUCGCCGGCUGUAAACAGAACGGUCAAUCUGUUUUGGACUACUAUGGCCGCCUGUCAAAAUUAUGGGAGGAGCUGCAGAACUACAAGACUGGUUGUGACUUUAAGUGCGCUGCUGCUCCGGGUAUUGCUCAAGAACGCAAAGAAGACCGAAUCCAUCAGUUCCUGUUUGGCUUAGAUCUUUCUCGCUUCAGCAACAUCUGUUCAAUGAUUACUGGAGAAGAUCCUAAGCCCCCGCUUACUCAAGUAUACUCUCGGGUCAUUCGAGAGGAGCAAAUUCUCAAUGUCGUGCAAUCCAAGGAACUUAUCCCAUCAGAGGCGGUUGGUUUCAGCGUCAAAACAGAGGUUCAUGUUCAUGUUGCUGCUGUUACGGUGCCUCGCUUUCGUGAUCGUGCCUCUCUGUCAUGCACACAUUGUCGGCGCCAAGGUCAUAAAGCAUCGAAGUGCUUCCAACUUCAUGGUUUCCCGGACUGGUAUUUUGACAACAAAGGUGGUACUCGAUCGGAUCUCCGAGACACUUCCAAUCGUCCAGUUCAGCGAGGAGGACGUCCAACGAGGGGUGCUGGUCGCGGUCGGGGUCGUGCUAACAAUGCUCGCGUCGGUUCUCCUAACCAAGGUGGUAACAAUCAGAUAACGCAUCUCAUCAACUUGCUUGAAGCUCAACGUUCCAACACGUCUUCAGAGAAGUUGUCGGGUAAAACUCACUUGUCUGAUGUUGUCUUAGAUACGGGCGCCUCUCAUCACAUGACGGGUGAUCUCUCUCUUUUGGUUGAUGUUUUUGACAUCAUUCCAUCACCUGUUACGAAACCUGAUGGUCAUCCAUCAUGGGCUACUAAGUGUGGCUCACUUCCGUUGAGCUCAGCUUAUUUACUCACCAAUGUUUUGUUUGUGCCUAAUCUCAACUGCACUUUGAUAUCAGUUUCGAAACUUCUCAAGCAAACUG
Messenger RNA from Camelina sativa (false flax), 1330 nucleotides. The record is from RefSeq and is a predicted model, not a curated record. NCBI's taxonomy places the organism in Eukaryota, Viridiplantae, Streptophyta, Magnoliopsida, Brassicales, Brassicaceae.